AUGUCCACCCCGCCUCCGACAUCCACAGCCGCCCCGCUCUCUCCCGCCCGAACCAUCUCCCCCGCUCAGACCACCACACCCUCCUACGCGCCCCCUACCACCCGCCCGCCCCCGCCCGCCCCGGCUCCAGCGCUCAACAUGCACUCUGAUCCCAAAGUGGCGGAGCUGCAGACGAUGUUCCCCUCGGUCGAUCCGGGGGUGAUUGAGAUUGUCCUGGAGAGUGUGAGCGGGAGUCAGGAUCGGGCGAUUGAGCAGUUGUUGAGCAUUACGGAUGAGAACUUUAAGGCCGAGGAGGACCAACAAGUUGACCUGGACGCCGAAUUUGCCCGGUCCCUCCAGCUCGAAGACGAGCAGUCCGCGCGUCAAUACGCAGACCAGAACCAAGGGUACACUGGCGGUCAAGCGGGUCAUACCAACCCCGGAGCCGGGGGGCUGCCGUAUCAAGCCCGAGUCAGGCGGAACCAGCCGUCCCAGCAGGGUCAAGCCCAGACACAGGCGGGAGGCUAUGGCGGGUAUGAGAAUGAGCGGUAUAGUGCGGAUAAUGGAGGUCCGCCUCCUGGAGUCGGGGUGGGGAUGUUGCAAGUUGAAGAGAAGCUGCAGAAGGCCGCCGAAGUCGGUAAACAGACAUUCAACAACCUCUUCUCGCUCGCCAAGACCAAAUACGCCGAGUUUCAGCAGACCCAGGCUCAAAACCAAUCUCAGCAGACUCAGGGACAGCACGGUAGCUCAAGCGGAGGAGGGCUUUGGGGUGGGGAGCAGGCGCAGCAGUCACCGUCGGCGGCUGGGUGGGGGAGAGGCGGCGCGGGUGGAGCGGGAUCGAGAGGUGGAGUGCAGAAUUAUGGGUAUGGGCAGCAGGGGCAGCAAGGUCUGGGGAUGGGUACCCGCUCUGAAUCAUUCUCGAGCGAGAGUACGAACGAGCGCGAGAUGGCCUCGGACCCGAGACCCGUCAUCAGGCCGAGCAGUAACAGGUGGACCCCUUCGGACACAUACGAAGACCCACUCCCCCCAGGUCGCUCAACCCCGACUGGGAACCGCGGAAUCAGCAUGAACCCCACGGGCCGCGCGGUCGGUAGUCCAGAAGGACGCGGGACGGCCAAAAUUGACGCAUCCAAACUCGGUAUCCUCCCGAAAAAGAAGGUCGACCUCCUCUCCUCCUCGCCCAAUUCCUCCACUACCAUCCCCUCCCAGACUCAGCCGAAACAAGAGGUCAAUCUUCUGGACGAUCACGGCUCCUCGGACCCCAAUCCGGGGAUUCCGGGGGCGAGCCAUUCGGUGAUCUCAAAGAUACCGCCUACGCCGCCGGGGAGGGCGAGAGGCCAGUUUGAGCUGGAGGAUAGCGAUGAUGAGUUGGAGUACACAAAGAACCCGUUUGACGAGAAGUAA
Dioszegia hungarica is the source of this 1383-nucleotide messenger RNA. RefSeq lists its product as uncharacterized. The record is from RefSeq and is a predicted model, not a curated record. The coding region runs from base 1 to 1383 and encodes 460 amino acids. Gene Ontology annotation, molecular function: ubiquitin binding; ubiquitin conjugating enzyme binding. Lineage: Eukaryota; Fungi; Basidiomycota; Tremellomycetes; Tremellales; Bulleribasidiaceae. The transcript is spliced from 8 exons. Gene Ontology annotation, biological process: ubiquitin-dependent protein catabolic process. Gene Ontology annotation, cellular component: cytoplasm.